Molecule: messenger RNA, 1964 nt
Organism: Pipra filicauda (Wire-tailed manakin)
Lineage: Eukaryota; Metazoa; Chordata; Aves; Passeriformes; Pipridae
Gene: ZBTB7A
Product: zinc finger and BTB domain containing 7A
Exons: 3
Coding region: 163-1830 (555 amino acids)
Biological process (GO): regulation of transcription by RNA polymerase II
Molecular function (GO): protein binding; RNA polymerase II cis-regulatory region sequence-specific DNA binding; DNA-binding transcription factor activity, RNA polymerase II-specific
Source: RefSeq, a predicted model, not a curated record
AGGAGCCGCAUACGGGGCCUCGGCGAGCAGCUCCCGCGGGGCGGCCAGAGCCUGCUCCGCCCGCCCGCCCCUCCGCACGGCCCGGCCCGCCCGCCUCGGCACGGCGCGGCCCCGCUCCGCUCCACCGGACCGCUCGGCCCCCGCCCGCCUUUUGCGUGGAAGAUGGCGGGUGGCGUGGACGGCCCCAUAGGGAUCCCGUUCCCGGAUCACAGCAGCGACAUCCUGAGCAGCCUGAACGAGCAGAGAAACAACGGGCUGCUGUGCGACGUGGUCAUCCUGGUGGAAGGCCAGGAGUUCCCCACCCACCGCUCCGUCCUGGCGGCGUGCAGCCAGUACUUCAAGAAGCUCUUCACCUCAGGGUUAGUGGUGGACCAGCAAAACGUGUAUGAGAUAGACUUUGUGAGUGCGGACGCCCUGUCGGCGCUGCUGGAGUUCGCCUACACCGCGACCCUCACUGUCAGCACUUCGAACGUCAACGACAUCCUCAACGCGGCCACUCUGCUGGAGAUCCCGGCCGUCAGGGAUGUCUGCACGGAUCUCCUGGACAGGAAGAUUCUGGCCAAAAAUGACCAGAUGGAUACAGUAGAUCAAAUUGAUCAGAGGAACCAUCUCAGAGCAAAAGAGUACCUGGAGUUCUUCCAGAGCAACCCCGUCAACGGCCACCAAGGCAGCUUUCCGUGGACCAACCCAGAGUUGAGAGACCUUCAGAGACUGAACUUCCGAGGCCAAGAGGAGGAGGAGGAGUCGAACUGCAACGGCCUGGACUUCUACUCGCAGGCCACCCCAACCGAAAGACCAAAGGCAAGUGACUGUGACCCUGACAGCAACCCGGCCAUGUGGCUGGACCGGGAGGAGGAGGAGCCGGUCACCGCCGGCAUGUUCUCACCUUCCCAGAACGGACAUUACAGCAGCCGUGGCUUGGCCACGCCGGGAGAAGAGGAGGGGGGGACCCCCCGGGGGCCUCUGGACCCGCAGGAAGCCGGCGACUCGCCCGGCUUCAUCCCCGCCGGGGCGGAGACGGAGGACGACGCGCGGGAGGUGGACGACUUGGCCGCCAGCGCCCUCCUGCAGCAGAUGAUCAACUCGGUGGGGCGGCAGCAGCUCGGGGACGACGACCGCAAGGACGACGACGGGGUCAUGGAUUAUUACUUGAAAUACUUCGGCAGUUCGAACGAGGGCGACGUCUACCCGUCCUGGUCCCAGAAGGAGAAGAAGAUCAGGGCCAAAGCAUUCCAGAAGUGCCCCAUCUGCGAGAAGGUGAUCCAGGGCGCCGGGAAGCUGCCGCGCCACAUCCGCACCCACACCGGGGAGAAGCCCUACGAGUGCAACAUCUGCAACGUCCGAUUCACCAGGCAGGACAAGCUGAAGGUGCACAUGCGGAAGCACACGGGGGAGAAGCCGUACCUGUGCCAGCAGUGCGGCGCCGCCUUCGCCCACAACUACGACUUGAAGAACCACAUGCGAGUGCACACCGGGCUCAGGCCCUACCAGUGCGACAGCUGCUGCAAGACUUUCGUCCGCUCCGACCACUUGCACAGGCACCUUAAAAAAGAUGGAUGCAACGGGAUUCCCUCGAGGAGAGGCCGGAAACCCCGGGUGAGAGACGCGGCCGCCGCGCCCGCCCCGGCGGGGGGAGCAGCCGCCGAAGAUGGAAGUUUUGCGGCCGGUGGGGAGAGCCAGGAAUCAGAGGACACCCCCCCGUCCCAAGGGAACGACCAGGAGCAGCAGCACUUUGAGGAGAAUUCAAACAAUGAAGCGCCGGGAUUGAAUGUAGCAGGAGGAGGAGGAGGAGGAGGGUCGGAGGAGGGGAACGCGCAAGGACUCUCCUAAACCAAAAAACAAAACAAACAAAAAAACCAACAACAACGACAAACAACAAACCCCACACACCCGAAAACGAAGUCACAAAAUCUAGUUAGUACUUUUCCUCCGAUUUUUUUUCUCUUUAAAGAUGUUUCUCUCCC